Messenger RNA from Cuscuta europaea, 3173 nucleotides. The record is from the annotation of a GenBank genome assembly. NCBI's taxonomy places the organism in Eukaryota, Viridiplantae, Streptophyta, Magnoliopsida, Solanales, Convolvulaceae.
GGGUUACCUUCCGGUAACGCCUAGUCUUUGUCCGCCGCCAGCUGCCGAGGAGGUCUAGGCCGUCGUCGGUGGCUGUGUUUGGAGUCCGGGUUUUCUAUCAAGCUCUUCGGGGUUUCACUUUGGUUGGAGUUUUGUUUCGGUCGAGGAGGUCAGCGGCGGAAGGAGGAGCGUUGGAGAUUCGGCGUGGUCUGUCAAAGGCGCUGUCCACGAAAGCUUCGUUUUGUUAUUUCUGCUUUGCGGUUUGCCUUUUAUUUUGUGUUCCUGUUUGUAAGACGUUGAUUUUGGAUGUGGGGGAUGAGAGGAAUAUGGUGACCGUUUAUGGCUUAAAGUUUCUCAUUUUUGGAUCAGCUAAUUAUAUUGCUUCAUUGGAGGUGAUUAAUUCCGAGUCUGGUUCCCGAGAUAGCGGUUGUCAGGUUUCUUUUUGUCUUUUGACCCAUACUUUGAAUUAUCUGUUAUCAAUAUAAAGCCGAAUUCUUCCAAAAAAAAGUAGUUAGUCACUCUUUAAUUGUUGGUACAUUUUAUUUUAUAGUAGUUGCAAUUAAGUGAUUUAAAUAUUUAAAUAGUUCUUCAAAUUUUAUUUUUUGUUAAAUUGUAAUUGUUGUUAAAUUUUAAUAGUUCUAUACUUUAUUUAAUACUACUUGCAUUGAAGUAGUUAGUCACAUUUUUAAUUCUUGUUAAAUUUAAAUAUUUGAAAUUUGUAAUUUGUAAUUUGUAAUCUUGACAUUGUAAUUUGUAAUUUGUAUUUUUUGUAACAUUUUUAAGACAAUGGACCGAGCUAGGAAAUCCGUUGAUAUAUGUAAUCUCCAACGCAAUCGAUCAAAGGAGAUUGCGGGAGGUGAUCCUUCGGGGCGGUCGAAAGGUAAACAACAAGUAGGGACAACAUCUUCGUCCCAAUCACACAAUGAUUGGAUGACCGACUAUGAUCGUAUAGAUGCGAUGACCGAUGAGCAACUUCACGAGCUCUUGAACCAAAACCAAGGCCGAUUUUACCAUCAACAAAAUAUCCCCACCAUUGAAGAGGAGUUGGAGGACGAUGACACUGAGGAGGAUGUUGAAGGCGGCGGCAGGAAUGUGGGGGAUGGCGAGGAGGAGCAUGAAGAGGAGGAUCAUGGAGGAAUCACGGGUGGAUCUGAAGCGGUCAACACACGUAAGUCUAAACUAAAAUAUCCUCUUUUUGCUCAAGAUCAUUUUAAGAAGACAAAGGAUCUGAAGGACAGGAAGUAUUACGCACAUUGUCAACAUUGUUCGCAAAUAUUGUGCAUGGGUACUUCGGGGGGAUACGGCACGGUGCAAAGGCACUUAAACUCGAGGCACCCCACGGAGGCGGCGAAACUGAAGGGCAAGGGGUCGCAAACACAAAUAUUGAGGUUUGCAAAUGAUCAACCCUUCGGUAAUUUCUCUUACAAUGAUGAGGUACAUUUAAAAGCUUAGUCUUAGUUAAUUGUUGAAGAAAUUUUGCCUUAUAUUUUUUCUGAAAGUCUUGUUUUACGUGCAUAUGCUCAAGAUUCUUUAAACCCACAAUUUCGAAACUAGAGCCGCAAAACAAUUAAAAAACAAGUUAUUAAACAAUAUCUUUUGGAAAAGGAAAAAUUAAUUCAAUUUGUUGCAAUCUUUAAUGUGCGUGUCACUGUUUGUAGUGAUAUAUGAGAAGAGACUUAUCACCACUUGUAUUAUUUGGAUGUUACUGCAUAUUGGAUUGAUGAUGAUUGGCAAAUGCAUAAACAUGUUAUCGCAUUUCGAGAUUUUAAUGAAAGACACAUCAGUGAUAAUAUCUAUAUUCUCAUGGAACGCAUUUUAAUUAAAUAUUGUUUGAUCGAUAAGGUGUUUGCUAUUGGCUUUGAUAAUGCAACUAAUAAUACUGUUGUUAUACCUAUAUUGCGUGAAUUAUGUGGUCCGUCUACCCUGAUGGAUAGAUUUUUUCAUCAGUGUUGUGCAUGUCAUAUUAUUAAUUUAUGUUUGAAAGACGGCUCAGCCGCAUUAGGAAAUGUGAUGGAGAAAGUUAAGGGGGCUAUUAGAUUAAUUUGGGGUAGAAAUCCACUGAAAAUGCAAUGAUGUGCUUAAUUGAAGUCGAAAGGUGUAAGGUAUUGUGCUUUUCCUAAAGAUCUUUCUAUUUGUUGGAACACUACUUAUAAUUUAAUUGUUGUGCUUCUUAGAUUCAAAGAUCAUUUCCCACUUUCAUGGAAGAAGCUUGUAAUUAUAUUAUAGAAUCAGUUGAGAUCGAUACAAUGGAAAAGAUUUGCAACGUUUUAGGUUAUUCUAACAACGCUACUCAAACUUUUUCCCAUGUGUAUAAACCAACUAGCAACCAAUUUUUUAUAGAAGUUGUUAAUUUCGCCGAUGUUUUUCAAGAAUUUUCUUAAGCUACUUAUGUAAAUUAUUUUUGUGAUUACAUACCGAAAGAAAAGUUUUUAAAAUAUUAUGCCUUCAUUCCGCCUAUUUAUUCAAUUGCCUUCUGUCUUGAUCCUCGUUUCAAACUUUUAAAUUAUAAAACAUUUUUAGAAUACUAUUAUACUGCUUUCUACGGUCCAUUCCCUAUGUACGAAGACACUCCUAUAGAUCCUCAAGUCCAAUUCAACUAGGUUAGUAAUCUAUUUCACGCUUUAUUUAAUGAGUUUCAUGCACAAUAUGGUAAUGCACCCCCUCCCCCAUUACCGAGUGCUUCCUCAUCUAAAGGAAGAGGUUUUUUUAAAUCAACAAUAUCUACUCUUUUGAUAAAAAUUAAAUCAACUCCUGCCAUUGCACAAAGCUCGAUUAACGAGCUCUCUUUAUAUCUAACGUUUCCUGUUGAGUUUAAUGAAGCGGAGGACUUUGAUAUUCUUCAAUGGUGGAAGACCCACGAAGGGAUGUUUCCAGUUUUAUAAAAAAUGGCCAAACAAGUGUUGUCGAUGCUGGUUUCAACUGUUGUCGUGGAACAAGAGUUUAGCGAAGCCGGUAACGUUUUAACUGACUAUAGAAUGAGGUUGAGCACUUCAUCUCUCGAGACACUCAUUUGCUUCCAUGAUUGGUUGAAGGCCCGCCAUAGAACACAAUAAGUAAACAUAGCACCAGACCGCCAUUUCAUGGAGGAAACGACAACAGACGUCGGAAGUGGCUCCGACGAUUAGUUCAAGUAUUGUAAUUUUCAACUUUAGAGUAUUCUCAAUUGUAAUUUUCAAAUUUGAUAUUGAUACAAG